Molecule: messenger RNA, 806 nt
Organism: Meloidogyne enterolobii
Lineage: Eukaryota; Metazoa; Nematoda; Chromadorea; Rhabditida; Meloidogynidae
Source: the annotation of a GenBank genome assembly
GGGCGAAUAAUCCCAAAUAUCUUCAUAGUUUUUAUUGUUCUAAAAACAAAAUUACGACCUCUGUUAUUCAAAUUAUUAAUUCGGGCGAAAUAAAAACGAAGGAAAACAAUUGGACAAUUAAAGAAAAUAAACAACCUAAAUUGAAAUUAAACGAUAUUAUUAUCACCACGAACGGACAAAGUAACAACAUUAUUGAGACUACAGGAGAUAAUACAAAUAUUGUUGUUGAUAAGUGUAUAUCCAGCACAAAAAUAGAAGCUAGUGGCUCACACCAGCACGGGCAGAGAAGGUCAACCGCCGCCAGGUCCGGCGGUGGUUCCUCGUCGGCCGGCUCGUUUAGUGCAGCGGCGACGACUGGAACCGCCGUUAACGGACAACAACAUCAGUCAUCGUCCUCCUCAUCUGCUGGUGGUGGCGAUCAGAAGAAGCGCCAUUCUACUGCCAGCAAAAAGAAAAUGCGUAUUAUGGGAUGUGUACUAGGCAGUAAUGGUGGAGGGACAGAAGCAGAAGAAGAGGAACGUGAACGUGAAAGACUUAAUAAACAAGUAAAUAAAGAAAUCAACAAAGAAUUAAAGAAGGACAAAAAAGUUUUGCGUGCCACUCACAGGCUUUUGUUGUUAGGAGCUGGAGAAAGUGGAAAAUCAACAAUUGUAAAACAAAUGCGCAUUCUUCACAUUAAUGGUUUCAAUGAGGAAGAAAAGCAUGAAAAAAUUAGAGAUAUCAGGCAAAAUGUUAAAGAUUCGAUUACGGCAAGUUUUUUUUUAAAUUUGAAAAAAAAACAGGAUAUCCAACUCAGGUUAUUCUAA